Cephus cinctus (wheat stem sawfly) is the source of this 1245-nucleotide messenger RNA. RefSeq names its product pancreatic triacylglycerol lipase. Gene Ontology annotation, biological process: lipid metabolic process. Gene Ontology annotation, molecular function: lipase activity. Bases 36 to 1073 code for a protein of 345 amino acids. The record is from RefSeq and is a predicted model, not a curated record. NCBI's taxonomy places the organism in Eukaryota, Metazoa, Arthropoda, Insecta, Hymenoptera, Cephidae. The transcript has 4 exons.
UUCAAUUUUGUUUUAUCGCAAACAGUCGUGGAAAAAUGAAGGAUUCGAUUGCACUGCACGUCUUCUUCUUCGUAGUAGCCGUUCGCGGUUCCUCUAACAUUUUCGAAGAGGAUGUCCCAAAAAACGACAUUCUGAAACCAACACUGGUCGUUAAGAAUAACAAUGGGAACUUGAUAAAGGUGGACCAGAGUAUUAGGAAUACCGAAGACAUUGAAGCAAGACGCAAGGACCUCGUUAACCAAGUUAUGUUUUACCUGCAUACAGUAAAAAAUCCUAGACUUUCUGAAGCUCAACAACUAUGGGUUGGUGACGUCAAGACUUUACGCCAAAGUUAUUUCGAUCCAUCGAUACCUACCAGAUUUGUCACCCACGGAUGGAUGAAUUCUCCCUACAGCAAGUCCUGCGUUCUCGUUCGUGAAGCCUACCUUAAACACGGCAAAUACAACGUGAUUGUCGUGGACUGGAGUAAGAUCUCGAUUAAUCUAUACAGUAUCGCCGGGAGGGGAGUUAAGAAAGUCGCAAAAUACGUAGGACAGAUGAUCGAUUUCCUUGCAACCCAAGGAGUCGAUACCACUACGACUUAUGUCAUAGGACAUUCGAUGGGAGGACACGUUGCUGGCAUAGCGUCCCGCCUGGCUGAAAGCACCGUGGGCUACGUAAUAGCAUUGGAUCCUGCGAUGCCACAGUUCUCGUCGGCUGGACCUGGUGAACGCGUCGCCCAGGGUGAUGCUAAGUUCGUUCAAGUGAUUCAUACGGAUGCUGGUGGAUUCGGCUACACAAAACCCAUUGGCGAUGUCGAUUUUUAUCCAAAUGGUGGAAACCGCCAACCUGGCUGUAAAAGUAUCUUCCAAAGUCUCUGCUCUCACUUGAGAGUUUCUGAGUACUUCGCGGAGUCCAUCAGCAGUGACAUAGGAUUUGUGGGAACCAAAUGUGAAAACUACUCAGAAUACAAGAAUGGCAGUUGUCAAUAUAAUGACAGAGCUGUAAUGGGGGGUGCGGUGCCGACCACAAGAGCAACUGGCUCUUACUAUUUGGAUACGAAUUCGGUGCCACCUUAUGCAAAAGGAAGCUAGCGAUAUUGACCAUUUUACAACGAAUGAUUAUAAAUACAUGUACGACUAAUUCAAUAAUGUUGCAUACGCAGUGCUAUUUGUUAUCGCAAAUACAUUUCCGUAUUUAUUUUCAUUGUAAGCAUUUUUGUGUGAGAAUAUAUGAAAUAUAUAUGGUAAACCAAAAUGGCUUAAA